Dendrobium catenatum is the source of this 2656-nucleotide messenger RNA. Its product is annotated as probable serine/threonine-protein kinase PBL7. Lineage: Eukaryota; Viridiplantae; Streptophyta; Magnoliopsida; Asparagales; Orchidaceae. Bases 974 to 2446 code for a protein of 490 amino acids. Gene Ontology annotation, molecular function: ATP binding; protein kinase activity. The transcript is spliced from 6 exons. The record is from RefSeq and is a predicted model, not a curated record. Gene Ontology annotation, biological process: protein phosphorylation.
CAGGAAUGAAGCUGGUUUUGAAGGGGGCCUGUGACAGAAGUGGGUUUUCGUUUUCAGCAGGGAAGUUGGUGAGUUCUAAUUUGGUGGGUAGAGGCGACAAGUUUUGCGUGAUAGAUCAAAGGAGAUAGUAUUCGAGGACCUAGAGGAAACCAAAGCAGGAAACAGUUGGUAAAGUCGAUCGGUAUAGGGGCUCAUGAGGUUACGGCCAGAAGGAGCGAAGGUAGUAGUCAGUGAGGGAGUCUUGGGGGCUUUUGGAGUUUGGAUCGAAAGCUCAGAGGAGGCGAGUUUGGCCGUGGAAGCUUGGUCAUGUUGUGGAUGAGGGAAUUGGGAAGAGGUAAUGGAUCCUGCAACAGGAGCAGAGAAUGUUGAGAGUUCUAUCGAGAUCGAGCAACUCUGCUUGCGGCUAGAGGUCAGCACAGUGGAGAGUGGUAGGAGGUUCCUCCUGGAAGGGACGUCGAACUCGAGUGGUGUAGGUAGAGACAAAAGAAGGUCGAAUACUUGGAUUCAGGAUUUCACGUGUGGAGUCGAAGAAAGCGUGAGUUCGAAACCGACCAGAAGGAGUCGUUCGUCAUCAUUUUAACAGCACGAAUGGCAGCAACGAAAUGGUGAGGAAGUCAUGCAAGCGAGGGAUAGGAGAAUAGAUUUGGCGCCGUUUGAACUAUAGGAUGAGACUGUAGCAGGUAGAUUUGAGCAGGAAUUCGGGAUGGGCUUCGGCAAAGGUAAUGAGCAAUUUUUUAAAAUAUUUUAAUGGAAAAUACUUCUCCAUUGCCAUGCAAAGAAGUAAGAGCCCCCCAACCAAUUCAAGCUUUAAUUGCAAAGGUCACAUUCCCAUAUGAAGCCCAUGCAAGUUAUAUUGUCAUCAUCACAUGAUAGUAAAAGAUUGAAAGACACUUGAAAUCAAUUAAUUUCAGUUGCUUUGCCGUUAUUACUGUGCAAGAUUCCAAGGAAAGCAGCGCUGGCUUUUCAGCCUCAGAUGACUGACUACAGAAGCUUCCAACAACAUCACCUUCACAAACCAGGAGACAAGAUUGGAUCAGGCAGCAGUAAGUUGAAAAAAGGAAGUCACGAGAACCAGAGCUCUUUGAAGAGCCGUUUCAUCUUCUUCCCCGCCAUGGAUUCUGUGAGCGAAGCUCCACGGCCUUUUUUGCACCUUGGCAGCCGCCAGAUGAGCCACAAACAACACCCGCGAGAAUCAGCUCAUGGAUCGAACUGCAUUGCCUGCUUCAUCUUGCCAAUCAUGGCAGCUGCCAUUCUUAUGCUGCUCGUCUUCUUACUUCUGUUCGUUCUUCGUCGAGCGAAAAGGAAGACUGAUGGGGGAAACAGCUUCGGCAAGAAAGGCUUUGAUGAGACGAAGCAGGUUUCCAGGUGCAGUUCUGAUAUCAAGAUAAAUGGAAUCCGAUAUAGUCCAGAUGUGAGAAGUUGCCUCUAUGGAAGUAAAUUAAGCUUUGCUCCACAAGUUAAAAGAAAGGUGGUUCAGGUUUUCACUUACAAGGAGCUUGAGCAGGCCACUGAUGGAUUCAGUGAGAGAAAUCUUAUUGAAAAUGGUGGAUUUGGUGUUCUGUACAGAGGAGUAAUGAGCGAUGGAACUGCAGCGGCCGUCAAGCUUUUGCAAGUUGAAGGAAAGCAAGGGGAGAAGGCAUUCAGAAUGGAGGUAGACCUGUUGAGCCGACUGCAAUCUCACUAUUUGGUCAUCUUGCUUGGCUAUUGUGCCGAUCAGCACCACCGCCUGCUUGUCUUUGAGGACAUGCCCAAUGGCUGCCUUCAGCAACAUCUCCAUCCCACAACAUAUCAGGCGGAUAAACCAUACCGGCAGCUUGAUUGGAAGAUCCGUUUAAAGAUUGCUCUUGACUGUGCUCGUGGCCUUGAGUUUCUCCAUGAGCACUCCAUCCCUCCAGUCAUCCAUAGGGACUUCAAGAGCAGCAACAUACUAUUAGACCACAAUUUUAGUGCUAAGGUAUCAGAUUUUGGCAUUGCGAAGUCAUGCUCUUAUAAGGUCAAUGGCCAAGUGCAGACUAGGGUUGUCGGCACUACCGGAUAUGUUGCCCCCGACUUAUAUAGCAGAUAUGCAGCAACCAGCAAGCUAACGACAAAAUCAGAUGUUUACAGCUAUGGAGUUGUUCUUCUUGAACUUUUGACAGGUAGAGUACCUGUGGAUAUCACUAGGCCUCAAGGAGAACAUGUUCUUGUUUCUUGGGCUCUUCCGAGACUAACAAACAGAGAGAAAGUGAUAGAAAUGGUGGAUCCAGCUCUUCAAGGCCAGUAUUCCAUGAAAGAGCUUAUUCAGGUUGCGGCCAUUGCUUCCGUUUGUGUGCAAUCAGAAGCAGAUUACCGACCUCUCAUCACCGACGUGGUGCAGUCGCUGAUUCCUCUAGUAAAAAACACACACACAACUUGCUAUUCUACUCCAGCUAGAUUUAAAGAAGAUCAAGUAUCGAUUAUAAUGUGAUAGGCUUUCUUCUGUUGGAUUCCAUAUUGAAGACGACAAUAAGCAGAAGAAAUGGCUCAAAUUUGACAAGAAGAAGAGGAGAUGUAUAAUUUGUAGACCAGUUAACUUCUAGAGAAAGAAGUGCUAUGAUUAGUGACUAGCUAGUGAAUAUUUCAGCCAAACAAUUCAGAACUAUACUGUUAUUUCUUGCAUAAAAUCAUGUUUUUUACA